This is a messenger RNA of Saccharomyces paradoxus, 1305 nucleotides long. RefSeq names its product Sro9p (gene SRO9). NCBI's taxonomy places the organism in Eukaryota, Fungi, Ascomycota, Saccharomycetes, Saccharomycetales, Saccharomycetaceae. The coding region runs from base 1 to 1305 and encodes 434 amino acids. Gene Ontology annotation, cellular component: cytosol; cytoplasmic stress granule. Gene Ontology annotation, biological process: positive regulation of translation. Gene Ontology annotation, molecular function: RNA binding. The transcript has a single exon. The record is from RefSeq and is a predicted model, not a curated record.
AUGUCUGCUGAAACCGCCGCCGCCAACACUGCUACUGCCCCAGUCCCAGAAGUACAAGAACAAGAGAGUUCAAAGAGCAAGCAAGUCAACUUGACGCCGGCACCAUUGCCCACAUCUUCCCCAUGGAAACUUGCUCCUACUGAGAUCCCUGUUUCUACUAUUUCCAUAGAGGACUUGGAUGCCACAAGAAAGAAAAAGAACAGAACACCUACUCCAAAAUCGUCGACAGCUACCAAGUGGGUUCCCAUCAAGGCCUCCAUUACUGUCUCUGGCACCAAGAGAUCCGGUUCUAAGAACGGUGGAAGCAAUGGCAACAACAACAAGAGCAAAAACAACAAAACUGCAGCAUCGUCGACAUCGUCGAGUAAUGCUAACAGGAAAAAGAAACAUCACCAACAUAAUGCUAAGAAGCAACAACAAAUGAAGAAAGAUGGCUUCGAUCCGGCAGCAGGUGAAGAAGACUCAAAGGACACCACCUCCCAAGAAAAUGGUCAAUCUACACAACAGCAACAACCACCCCACCACCGUAAUCACCACCACAGUCAUCACCAUAACAGUAAUGGUCCUCAAAGAAGAAAGUUCCAUAACAGUAAUAACGCCGGUAUGCCUCAGAACCAAGGUCUCCCACCACAGUUUAAGCCCUACCAAGGACGCAACCCUCGUAAUAACAACAACAACCGCUUAAAAUACCACAACCACUUCCAUCACAACCAGCAACACUCUCAACAACCUAUGGUCAAAUUACAACAGCAGUUUUACCCAGCUCAACCGGUAUUAAUGGCCAUCAACAACAUUGCCAGACAAAUUGAAUACUAUUUUAGCGAAGAAAACUUGACCGUCGACAACUACUUAAGGUCAAAACUAUCCAAAGAUGGAUUUGCCCCAUUGUCAUUGAUCUCUAAGUUUUAUAGAGUUGUUAACAUGUCCUUCGGAGGUGACACUAACCUGAUCUUAGCUGCAUUGAGAGAAAUUGUUGCUAACGAAACCGCUACCGUCAAUGUUGCGGAAGGUAGCUUGGCCACCAAGGAAGCUGAGAACGUUACCGAUGAAGUUGAAGAAUCAUCUCCAUUAGAUAAGUACUUCAUUCGUUCCAAGAGCUGGUCAAACUGGUUACCAGAAACUUUUGAAACCGAAGUCAACAUUGAAAAGGAACUGGUCGGCGACGCAUUGGACCAAUUCAUGAUAUCCCUACCAUCUGUUCCUCAACAAGAAGAGGAAUCAUCCACUGAAUCUGCUUCUCAAGAAGAAGAAACCAAAGAAGACGCAGCACCGGUUGCAGCUGAUGAAGCUGAAUCUUCCUUAUAA